Molecule: messenger RNA, 2038 nt
Organism: Prunus avium (sweet cherry)
Lineage: Eukaryota; Viridiplantae; Streptophyta; Magnoliopsida; Rosales; Rosaceae
Product: wall-associated receptor kinase-like 20
Biological process (GO): protein phosphorylation
Molecular function (GO): protein kinase activity; polysaccharide binding; ATP binding
Source: RefSeq, a predicted model, not a curated record
ACCAAAUUUCCCCACUUUACAAAACCCCCUCCAGUCCCAAUCCACCAACCGCCUUUUAAAACACGAUCACCACUCAACCUCUCUCUCAGUCUUUCAAAAAUGGCCUCUGCGCCCAAUCUCCUCCUCUCCGCCGUGCUCCUGCUAACGUACGCCUGGUGCGUACUGUGCAUCCAGCGCUGCCCAGACUGCGGCAACACCUCCGUGCCCUACCCGCUCAGCACAGCCCCCACGUGCGGCGACCAGUCGUACAAGAUCAGGUGCGACGCGGGCGCGCUCGUCUUCGACACCCUCAACAACUCCUACCCAAUCACCUCCAUCUCCCCCUCCUCCCAACGACUCGUAGUCCGGCCCUCGAGCUUCGUCUCCAACACCUGCGUCACAUCGGAUAUAACCCACCAGGGCCUCAAGCUCAACGACUCGCUCCCUUUCAACGUCACCAGCAGCAACACCAUCCUGUACCUCAACUGUACGGACACUCUGCUCCGAUCGCCUUUGAACUGCACGUCGUCGAGCCUCUGCCACUCGUACGUCAACGGAAGCACUGCCAGGGCGGUGGGCCCCUGCGAGGCAGCUCCGCUUUGUUGCACUUUUCGGGCGGGCGGUUCGUCGACCUCGUAUAUGAUUCGGGUCAGUGACUCGGGUUGCAGCGCGUACACGAGUUUUGUGAAUUUGGAUCCGGUUUUGCCCGUUGACAGGUGGCCCGAACCGGGAGUGGAGAUACAGUGGGUGGCUCCCAGGGAGCCGGUGUGCGGGACCCAGGCGGAUUGUGAGAGCGAUGGAGGGAAGUCGACGUGUGGGCCCGACCCGGCUGUCGCUGGGGUGAGGAGGUGCUUCUGUGACUCUGGCCUUGUGUGGGACCCUGUGGCUGGGUUAUGUGUUGAUGAUAGCAUUGGUUCAAAGGACAAUACUGCACUCAUAGCAGGUUUAACUUCUGGGAUUGGUGCAGCACUAGUUGCAGCCACCAUUGCCAUUCUACUCUACAAGCGCCACAGACGCAUCAAGGAAGCUCAAGCUCGCCUCACCAAAGAGCGUGAAGAGAUCCUGAAUGCCAAUGGAGGCAGAGCUGCAAAAGUCUUCACCGGAAAAGAGAUCAAAAGGGCAACAAACAGCUUCGCCAGAGACCGCCUCCUAGGCGCCGGUGGCUACGGUGAAGUCUACAAAGGAUUUCUUGAAGAUGGCACUGUGGUGGCUGUCAAGAUUGCCAAGCUUGGAAACACCAAAGGCACUGACCAAGUCCUCAAUGAGGUCCGGAUUCUGUGCCAAGUUAACCACAAGAGCCUUGUUCACCUACUUGGUUGUUGCGUUGAGCUAGAGCAGCCAAUUAUGGUCUACGAGUACAUUGAGAAUGGAACUCUUCUCGAACAUUUGCAAGCUCGAAAAGCCGGAGGCUGGAAACAUCUGUCCUGGACACAGCGUCUACAAAUUGCUCAUGACACGGCCGAGGGUCUUGCCUAUCUCCAUUUCUCAGCAGUCCCUCCAAUAUACCACCGCGAUGUGAAGUCUAGCAACAUUUUACUCGAUGAGAAGCUGAAUGCCAAGGUUGCUGAUUUCGGGUUAUCCCGCUUGGCUCAAACCGAUUUAAGCCAUAUAUCAACAUGUGCUCAGGGAACACUUGGAUAUCUUGAUCCUGAAUAUUACAGGAACUAUCAAUUGACAGACAAAAGCGAUGUUUAUAGCUUUGGAGUUGUGUUGUUGGAGCUUUUGACAUCUCAGAAAGCUAUAGACUUCACCAGGGAAGCGGAUGAUGUAAACCUGGCAGUUUACACGCAGAGGAUGAUGGCAGAGGAGAGGAUAAUGGAUGUGAUUGAUCCUGUGAUGAAAGAGGGAGCCAAGACUUUGGAGCUGGACACCAUGAAGGCAUUGGGGUUCCUGGCAUUGGGUUGCUUGGAGGAACGCAGACAGAACCGGCCUUCCAUGAAAGAAGUUGUUGAGGAGAUUGAGUACAUUGCAAGCAUUGCCACAGCCAAGGCUGUAGAGAUCUAGCUUCUUGUUUUGUUUGAGUUUGCGGUAGGGUCUAUAAACAAAUAAACUCUUGAAA